Molecule: messenger RNA, 3126 nt
Organism: Manis pentadactyla (Chinese pangolin)
Lineage: Eukaryota; Metazoa; Chordata; Mammalia; Pholidota; Manidae
Gene: FAM43A
Product: family with sequence similarity 43 member A
Exons: 1
Coding region: 992-2260 (422 amino acids)
Source: RefSeq, a predicted model, not a curated record
CCUAUAUUUACCCGAGAUCUUCCCCGGGCCAGCAAGGAUGUGAAGCUGGAGAGCCGGUCAGCCCUCGCAGCACGUGAGGGGCGCCUCUGCAAAGGCGGGCAGCCGACCGAGGGGAUCCCGGGAGAGGAGGCGGACACCCAGCGGAGGGAAGAAAUGAGGCAGCGACCGUUCCCGGAGCGGACCAUGCGCGCGCCAGGCCCUCGGAAGCCCGCGCUGCCUCGGCGGAGCCAUUCGGGACAGUGAGCCGGCCGAGCCCGAGUCCCCGGCGUUUGGCCGGAGGGAAGAUGCGGUGAGCCACUGCCAGACUGCUGCGCGGAGCCCGCGGCUGGCAGCCCGACCCAGCACCGGACUGCACUUGAGGUCAGGGGCUGAUUCUGAGGCCAGCCCGGCCGAGGGGCUCUCUGUCUCCGGCACUCCGUGGGGGUGAGGAGUGCGGGACGCUGAGCACACUCGCUAUUGAGUUUCCGCGGUUUCUGGCCCCAGCCCCGAGGAGUGUGUGGGGUGUGUGUGUGUACCUUCUAAACGCUCGUCGAGGAGUUCCUGCAUAUUCUCGCACCAUCCCGGCUGCUUUUACUGGGUUCCCUCUAUUUGCACGCGCGCAUCUUUUUUUUUUUUUUUUAAUUUCUGAAGGCGUUUUCCGCUCCACUUUCGUUCUGUCUUUCAUUUUGCUCUCUUAAGACUCUGUCCUUGUCCUUGCCCAGGCUGGACGAAAUCUGUGUGCGCUAAAUCUGUGUGUGCUCCCCCAACCCGUCCCUAGCCCCCCCACCCAACUCGCAGCUGAAUAUUUUCGUCUUUAAAAAAGGUUCUACCCUACACCUUUCGGCGGGGUUCCCUAACACUACCCCGCAACCCCGCCUCCCAUACUCCCUACCAAGAGAGUUUUAUUUUUCUGUCUUGCCCGGGCCAAGCCCGGCCGGGGCGGGUGGCUCAGCCGGGCUCGCACCCCGCGCCCCGCCGCCGCCUCCCAGUUGUGCGGGGGCGCCCUCCGGAGAUGCUGCCGUGGAAGAAGCACAAGUUCGAGCUGCUGGCUGAGGCGCCGCCACGGCAGGCAUCCAAGCCCAAGGGCUACGCAGUGAGCCUGCACUACUCGGCGCUCAGCUCACUGGCUCGCGCUUGCCCCGAAGGCGCGCUCAGCCGGGUGGGCAGCAUGUUCCGAUCGAAGCGCAAGAAGCUGCACAUAACCAGCGAGGACCCCACUUACACCGUUCUCUACCUUGGCAAUGCCACCACCAUCCAGGCGCGCGGCGAAGGCUGCACGGACCUAGCGGUAGGAAAGAUCUGGAGCAAGAGCGAGGCGGGCCGUCAGGGCACCAAGAUGAAGCUGACUGUGAGUGCUCAGGGUAUCCGUAUGGUGCAUGCCGAGGAGCGCGCGCUGCGCCGCCCGGGCCACCUCUACCUGCUGCACCGCGUUACCUACUGCGUUGCGGAUGCGCGGUUGCCCAAGGUCUUCGCCUGGGUGUACCGGCACGAGCUCAAGCACAAGGCGGUAAUGCUGCGCUGCCACGCGGUGCUGGUGUCCAAGCCCGAGAAGGCGCAGGCCAUGGCCCUGCUGCUCUACCAGACGUCUGCUAACGCACUAGCGGAAUUUAAACGGCUCAAACGGCGGGACGAUGCGCGCCACCAGCAGCAGGAACUAGUGGGCGCGCACACCAUCCCGCUCGUGCCACUGCGCAAGCUGCUUCUGCAUGGACCGUGCUGCUACAAACCACCAGUGGAGCGCAGCCGCAGCGCGCCCAAGCUCGGCUCCAUCACUGAGGACCUGCUGGGCGAACAGCAGGAGCAGGAGCUGCAGGAGGAAGAGGUAGAGGAGCACACCGAGGGCUUCCUGGAGGAGGAGGAGGACCGUGCCGGGGAGGGUGAUUCGGCAGAGGAAGGCGAGGCGCAGCGGGCACUAGUGGUGGCCAUGCACUUUGAAUGUGGGGACUUGCUGGACACACUGGAGAGUGGCCGCGAGGAGGCGCUGGGGGGUGGCGGGGUCUCGCUGGGCCCAGGGGCUGGGCCACCGCCUCUGCUCCUGGGCAGCGCCUCCGACAUGAAGGCCGAGCUGUCGCAGCUCAUUAAUGAUCUGGGCGAGCUCAGCUUCGGCAACGACGUGCGCAGCCUACAGGACGACUUGCGGGUAACGCGCUUGCUGUCCGGCGAGAGCACCGGCAGCGAAAGUUCCAUCGAAGGCGGGGGCCCAGAUGCCACUUCUGCUACCGCGGGGGAUGGGUCUGGCCCAGCUGAGACCGCCAGCCCAGACGAGCCCCUCUCGGGCUGAGCUCCCACCAGCUCCUGCGCGCGUCCCUGGCACCCCACCCACCGUGCCUCCCCACAACCUUCUUAGUCCCUCACCUCCCACCACCCUCGCCCGCCCCCAGGGAACAGGAUAUAGGACAUUUGAGGUCCAGAGUUCUACCUGGCCCUCUCCCUCAACAUCUUUGGCUCCGUUUGAAGCGGGGCUCAGGUUGCACGUGGAGAUGUGGGGAGGUGUGCGCCGAUGGGGAGGGCAGACCCUACAAGGAGAGAGAAGCAGCCCUCUAGGGUGCAGGGUGAAAGAAUGGCCUGCCGAAGUUAGCCAAGGCCGGCAAGAGGUGUCUGCGGGCCAGUUUCCUGUUUGUGGGGCAGCUGGGGCCCGAGAAGGAGGGGUUAACUUCCUCCUCCCACCCCCUAAUUGGGAGCGGCUUAGUGCUUGUCAUUGACAGGUCAUUUGAAAAAAAAGAAUUUGCUCUCACAACGUUUGAGGCUUUCAUGCCACCUCCUUGCCCAUCUUUUUGGUCUUUUUGGUGCAGGAGCUUGGGUUGUUUACCUCAGAUUCAGACCGUUGAAAUUCUGCCAAAUUCCUCAAAUAACUGUUGAGGGUAGAGGAGAUGAAAGUAAGUUGCAUUUUUGUUUACAGUUAAAGACAUCUAUAUCUAAGAAAAAGGAGUUUUCCUUUAGAAACACACCUUCCUCCUGCUCAAAAGAUCUCACUCCAUGAUACUGUGUAAAAUAUUUUUGCACUGUUGUGAAGUAUUUUUGACAUUUUUUUUGUACAUAACUGUUCUCGGAGUUGAAUGUUUCUAUCUUUUGCUGUGCAAAAGGGACAUGUAAAAAUGUUCAAUUGUAUAUACAGAAAUGUGUAUAAAGCAUUUUGUUAUUUUUUAA